AUGGUGUUUGAAGGUUUUGAGAGCUUUGACGUGAAAGUUGACAGCGCAUGUCUGGGUGAGAUGCUCAGCAUACAUGGCAUCAGGAAGGGUCGAGGACCACCCCUUUUAUUGCUACAUGGAUAUCCGCAGACGCUCCGUAUAUGGAACAAGAUUGCCAACGUUCUUGCGGAGGCGUAUACGGUCAUAGCUACUGAUCUGAGGGGCUACGGGCAGUCUGACAAGCCAUCGGGAUCGUCGACACACGUCGAGUACUCGAAACGCGAGAUGGCCUCAGAUCCAGUUCAAGUCAUGUCUAGAUUGGGCUACGAGACGUUUUACCUCGUUGCUCAUGAUCGUUGA
Molecule: messenger RNA, 339 nt
Organism: Kockovaella imperatae
Lineage: Eukaryota; Fungi; Basidiomycota; Tremellomycetes; Tremellales; Cuniculitremaceae
Product: Alpha/Beta hydrolase protein
Exons: 4
Coding region: 1-339 (112 amino acids)
Molecular function (GO): hydrolase activity
Source: RefSeq, a predicted model, not a curated record